Puccinia graminis f. sp. tritici CRL 75-36-700-3 is the source of this 941-nucleotide messenger RNA. RefSeq lists its product as uncharacterized. NCBI's taxonomy places the organism in Eukaryota, Fungi, Basidiomycota, Pucciniomycetes, Pucciniales, Pucciniaceae. Bases 223 to 594 code for a protein of 123 amino acids. The transcript has 2 exons. The record is from RefSeq and is a predicted model, not a curated record.
UGACGCUGUCCAACCCUCGGAAGACACCAAGGCUAAAAAUCGGUGAGCAGUGCCAAUGCUUUGCCAGAUACACUUGGAGGAGGAUGUGAUAAAAGGGUGCCCUCAAACCGGCAACAGACUUCCUCCAUCGCCUUCAACUCAUCAUCGGAAUAUCAGCUUGAAAUAGCCUUCAAAAGACCUAUUAGAAAUUAUAUUAGACCAACGAUACCAGAAUUAACCGCCAUGAAUUCCAUCAACGUAGUAUUAGUUCUCUCAUUAGUGAUUAGUCUAGUUUCGGCUGGAUGUUUCACGAGUGGUCAGACGUGGGGAAGUUCGUUGAAUAAGCAGAAAGCCUCUGCAUUCUUGGACGAGGUCUGUAGAGAGCUAGCUGGAAAUUACGAUGCAUCUGCCUCUAGGAGUUCGUGCAAGGAUGGGAACGAUAAUAUCAGAUUCAACUUUAAUAUCCUACAUACUUCCGGCGGAUCCCGUUCCAUCAGCUCAGAAGAAUGUAUCAAUGGACUCAACAAAGAGAUCACCGGCUGUAAUCAAGGCGGGAGGACCAAUGACGGCAAUUGGGAAUUCACCUCCGACCCCAACACAGGUAGUUGCAAAUAAUCGCAUCGAGCCUGCUACGUAACUCGGCUCUGGUUUGGUGUAGAAGCUCAUUCCGAUCAACCGCGCAUUUCGUUCCCGAAUCGCCUGAGCUACCUUCCAUGGGCUGAAAUAAAGCACAAUGUCCCUGGGAGGGGCCUACGCGCCUGGAGUCUUUUUUUCCUCUUUUUUAUUGAGCCAUGGUCUAUUGCCUCAAUGAUAUAAGCAAUCUACAUUGGAAUCGUAUAUCAUAAAACUUUGUCCUGUUCCAUGAAAACACUUCACCCCGGGCAAACCGGGUCAUGAGAGGCAUACAGGUUGCGCGGUCCUGAAUGCAUGUCAUGUGACAGAGGACCUGUCACACAUACAUG